Molecule: messenger RNA, 867 nt
Organism: Westerdykella ornata
Lineage: Eukaryota; Fungi; Ascomycota; Dothideomycetes; Pleosporales; Sporormiaceae
Exons: 1
Coding region: 129-536 (135 amino acids)
Source: RefSeq, a predicted model, not a curated record
CUUCUUGCUGCAGCCGGCCUUGCGGAAUGGCGUCCGACGAGUCCUGAUAGGUACUCAGCGCACUAUACAGCACUACAUACCCAAACUCUGCUGUAUGCUCAGGCGCAGCCUAGACGCUAAUACCGCACAUGUCGCCCGGGCGUACGCACCCCGCCUCGCAAACCCAUCGCACUUCUCCACACUUACUUACGUUACCCAUCUUUCCCAAUCCGGAACCUCUACACCGCCAUCACCAUCACCAUGACCAACCAUCAAACAUUGCUGUAUCUCAGCACGGGGCAGCAGCGUAUAACCAAGCACAUUCUUCAACAUCUCCGCAUAUCCACGCCCAUCGCAGAACCCCACCACCAAAUCCCCCCAUUCCCCACAUUCCCCGACCCUCCAAUCGCAACUUCCUCUUCGGUCCGACGAGGCUGCCCGUGGGAAUCCCGAUGGAUCUACUCUACAAUCGACUUGGCGAAGGGGGCUGUGCAAAUACACUGCAUGUGAAUUAUUCCAAUUCUGCGAGGCUAGAGAUCAUGAACUGUACGGAGUAGUGUGUACAGAACCCGAGAUGCACUUCCGUGGAAAAUGCCGAGUAUACGCUUUUUCGAAUUGGAAUUUGGAAUUGGGCCGGAGGAGUGAAGUGGGUACGCGUGGAUGCGGAUGCGCAUACGGAUGUGGAUGUGCGUGGUGAGAUGAGAUGGGAUGAGAUGAGAUGAGAUGAGAUGAUGCGGGCUGUACUCUGUUAAUCGGUACCCCACCUCGAUACCUACAUACCUAGGUAGUACGACGCCAGACAUACGCACCUGGGCACUAAGCAAUAGGCACUACGCGAGGAAGGCCCGCGUACGCGUAUGAGGAGGGGCCCAGCAGUGAGCAACGAGA